Molecule: messenger RNA, 1205 nt
Organism: Pezoporus occidentalis (night parrot)
Lineage: Eukaryota; Metazoa; Chordata; Aves; Psittaciformes; Psittacidae
Product: superkiller complex protein 2-like
Exons: 10
Biological process (GO): nuclear-transcribed mRNA catabolic process, 3'-5' exonucleolytic nonsense-mediated decay
Cellular component (GO): Ski complex
Molecular function (GO): RNA helicase activity
Source: RefSeq, a predicted model, not a curated record
AUGCCCAUAGAGCGGGGGCUGUGGCAGGGGCUGCUGGGGCUGCUGCAGGCUCGGGGGCAGCUCCCCGUGGUGGCCUUCACGUUCUCGCGCGGGCGCUGCGACUCCCACGCCGCCGCCCUGGGCCCCACCGAGCUCCUGACCCCCGGCGAGCGCCAGCGGAGCCGCCUCUUCCUCCAGCGCUGCCUCGCCCGCCUCAAGGCCCCCGACCGGCGCCUGCCCCAGGUGGUGGCCAUUGGGGAGCUGCUGCAGCGGGGCAUCGGGGUGCACCACGGGGGGGUCCUGCCCCUGCUCAAGGAGGUCGUGGAGAUGCUCUUCAGCCAAGGGCUGGUCAAGGUGCUCUUUGCCACCGAGACCUUCGCUAUGGGGCUGAACAUGCCGGCCCGCACGGUCGUCUUCGACUCCAUCCGCAAGCACGACGGGAACAACUUCCGGGACCUGCUGCCAGGUGAGUACAUUCAGAUGUCCGGACGUGCCGGGCGCCGGGGGCUCGAUGCCAUGGGCACCGUGAUCAUCCUGUGCCGGGGCAGCGUGCCCGACCUGCCCGACCUGCACCGCAUGAUGCUGGGCCGCCCCACACGCCUGCAGUCCCAGUUCCGCCUCACCUACCCCAUGAUCCUGAACGUGCUGCGGGCGCAGGAGCUGCGCGUUCAGGACCUGCUGCGCCGGAGCUACGCCGAGUUCCCGCUGCGCCGCGAGCAGGAGGCUCAGGCUCGCCGCGUGACCGAGCUGCAGGGGGCGCUCUCUGCGCAGCCGGAGCCCCGCCCCGGAAGUGACGUCGGGCGCUACCACGACGCCGUGGGGGCGUUGCGGAGGGACCGGAAGGAGCUCAUGCGGCGCUUGGCGGACUCCGUGGCCGGGCUGCGGGUGCUGAGCCCCGGGCGGGUGCUGGUGGUGAGCACCCGGAGGCACCGCAACGCGAUGGGGCUCAUCCUGCAGGUCACCCAGAGCCCCUCAGGCCGUGUUUUCACCACCUUGGUGCUCACCGAGAAGCCCCCCGAGGGGGGGGGGGAGCCCCCCCUGCCCCCCGAUGCCCCCCUCCCCGAGGAGCUGCUGCUCACCCGCCUCUUCGUGCCCGAUGGUCCCUGUGGCCACGCUUUGGAGCAGCUCCAGGCCGAGGAUUUUGGGGGGGUCACGGCCAAGACCCUGAAGGUGAACCCCGAAACCCUGCUGCAGGAGCUGCGGCCCCGCAACCAGCACCGGGACAG